This is a messenger RNA of Theileria annulata, 1143 nucleotides long. RefSeq lists its product as uncharacterized. Bases 1 to 1143 code for a protein of 380 amino acids. NCBI's taxonomy places the organism in Eukaryota, Apicomplexa, Aconoidasida, Piroplasmida, Theileriidae. The record is from RefSeq and is a predicted model, not a curated record. The transcript is spliced from 8 exons.
AUGAACAUAUCACACAUACUCUUGAAUAAUGCAAGAAUCAAACAUUCAGCAAGGUUUUUAAAGCCACCAGGAUUCUUUAAAAGAGCUGAAAUGAGGGAAAAACCUCAUAGGAAAACAGGACCUUUUGAGAAUCCCGUUAGAAGGUUUGUUCGUCUCCGUGAAAAGGCUCGGUUGUUCUCACAACUUCCUGCUCCCAGACAUGUUCCAUUACCGAAGCCAAUACUACCGACUCUUCUUAAACCACUUGAAUAUGUACCAAAAGUAUCGCCUGAAGUUUUGGAGAGAAGACUUGAGUUCCUACUCGGAGAUAAGGCAAAGCAACAGCAACUCCACGCAAAAAUAAGACCAGGAUUAACUCCCUAUCAAGCCGAGUUAUAUAUGUGGGAGAGACAAAUGAGAGACUUGAGGAGGAUUUACAGAGCUCAAUACAUCCAAAAGCUAAACGAUGUGACUGAAGAGGAAAGACUAAGGCAAUACAAUUUAUAUGUUAAAGAAACCAAGGAAAAAUUCGCAAAGAGGGAGGAAAUAAGAAGGUCAAUUCAUGAAGAAAAAAAGAGAAGAGCGAUAUUGAGGGACACUAUGGCAAUUGAAAAGAAAGUUACUCAAUCACUUGAGCUUGGAAGACUGUCGAGCAAAAAGAUCAAGAAUAUAUAUUGGCUGAAUAAGCUCCAGGGAGCCAUGAAUUAUGAUGAAGAUAAAAACAAUGUUAACAUUGAAGAUAUAAAUGUAGCUAAGCUGGCAAGUGACCUAGGACACCCAGCAGCUGAUUCAAAGAAAAUAAGACAGAAAAUCCUAUCAGGGAACCUAUUUUUUAGAAACAUAUUGAAGGAGUCAUUUGAACUCAUGCCUGAAGAUAUGUUCAGGUACGAAGUGAUGGACGAGGAAACACUCACACCAGAAGAAAGAGCAAAAAUAACAUAUGGAGUACUAACAGAUGAUGAAAAGCUUGAACUUCUUGACAAAAAAAUCAACAUUCUUAACGAAAAAAUCGAUCAGGACUCUAAAUUGAAGGGGAAAUCAAAAGAUAAUCUGUAUAUUCAACUAAGAGAUCAUCUAGAAGCGGCAAAACUAGCAUAUCUGGUAUGUAUUAAAAAUAUCAAUGGAAUAAUUUGUGAAAAUAUUAGAAUUCUAUACUUAUUAUAA